Trichosurus vulpecula (common brushtail) is the source of this 1809-nucleotide messenger RNA. Its product is annotated as keratin, type II cytoskeletal 5-like. Gene Ontology annotation, biological process: keratinization; intermediate filament organization. The record is from RefSeq and is a predicted model, not a curated record. The transcript is spliced from 9 exons. Bases 1 to 1809 code for a protein of 602 amino acids. Lineage: Eukaryota; Metazoa; Chordata; Mammalia; Diprotodontia; Phalangeridae. Gene Ontology annotation, molecular function: structural constituent of skin epidermis. Gene Ontology annotation, cellular component: keratin filament.
AUGUCUCGGCAAUCAAGUGUAUCGUUCCAGAGUGGGGGCCGCCGUGGCUUCAGCGCCUCGUCCGCGGUCACCCCCUCUGUCAACCGAACCAGCUUCAGCUCUGUCUCUGUAUCCCGGGCAGGAGGUGGUGGUGGCGGCGGCUACGGCCGCAUCAGUGUUGGUGGCGCCGGAGGGGGAGCCGGCUUUGGCAGCAGGAGCCUUUACAACCUUGGAAUGUCCAAGAGGAUCUCCUUGGGAGGCGGUGGUGGCUUCAGGAGUGGCUACGGAGGGAGAGUAGGAGGUGGAUAUGGCUUUGGUGGAGGAGCCGGUGGUGGCUUUGGUGGAGGAGCAGGUAGUGGGUUUGGUUUUGGCGGUGGGGCUGGUGGUGGCUUUGGGCUCGGUGGUGUACCUGGCUUCGGUGGAGGUUAUGGGGGAUCUGGGUUCCCUGUCUGCCCCCCUGGUGGCAUCCAAGAGGUCACUGUCAACCAGAGUCUCCUGACUCCCCUCAACCUGCAAAUUGACCCCACCAUCCAGAGGGUGAAGACUGAAGAGAGGGAGCAGAUCAAGACCCUCAACAACAAGUUUGCCUCCUUCAUCGACAAGGUGCGAUUCCUUGAGCAGCAGAAUAAAGUGUUGGAUACAAAAUGGGCACUGCUCCAGGAGCAGGGUCAUAAGACUGUGAAACAGAAUUUAGAACCACUCUUUGAAAACUACAUCAGCAAUCUCAGGAGGCAGCUAGAAGGUCUUCUGAAUGAGAGGGGCCGCCUGGAUGCUGAGCUGAGGAAUAUGCAGGAUACCGUGGAAGAUUUUAAGAACAAGUAUGAAGAUGAAAUCAACAAGCGUACUACAGUCGAAAAUGAAUUUGUGAUACUCAAGAAGGAUGUUGAUGGUGCCUAUAUGAACAAGGUGGAACUGGAAGGCAAGGUGGACAGCCUCACCGAUGAGGUCAACUUCUUGAGAGCCCUCUUUGACAUGGAACUCUCUCAGAUGCAGGUUCACAUCUCUGAUACCAACGUUGUCUUGUCUAUGGACAAUAACCGUAACCUUGACCUGGACAGUAUCAUUGCUGAGGUCAAAGCUCAGUAUGAAGACAUUGCUAACCACAGCCGAAAAGAAGCUGAGACCUGGUACCAGACUAAGUAUGAAGAGCUGCAGCAAACAGCAGGACGCCAUGGAGAUGACCUCCGCAAUACCAAGCAUGAGAUCUCUGAGAUGAACCGGAUGAUCCAGAGGUUGAGAGCCGAGAUUGACAACGUCAAGAAGCAGUGUGCCAAUCUGCAGGCUUCCAUAGCAGAUGCUGAGCAGCGUGGAGAGUUGGCCCUUAAGGAUGCCCGGGCCAAGCUGGCCGAGCUGGAGGAUGCCCUGCAGAAGGCCAAGCAGGACAUGGCCCGUCAGCUGCGCGAGUACCAGGAGCUGAUGAAUGUCAAGCUGUCCCUGGACAUUGAGAUUGCCACCUACAGGAAGCUGCUGGAGGGAGAGGAGUGCAGGCUGAGUGGAGAGGGAGUUGGACCAGUGAACAUCUCUGUGGUCACAUCCAGCGUGUCCGGGUCUGGCGGCUACAGCGGCGGCGGCUUCGGCAGCGGGCUCGGCGGCGGCGGCCUCGGCGGCGGCCUCGGCGGUGGUCUCGGAGGCGGGCUCGGGGGCGGCCUCGGAGGUGGGCUCGGAGGCGGCAGCGGUUUCUCCUACUCCAGCAGCAGCGCAGGGGGCUCUGGCUUCAGCUCCGGCAGUGGCCGGGGGCUGGGGGUUAGACUGGGAGGCGGUGGGGGCAGCAGCUCCAGCGUUAAGUUCGUGUCCACCACUUCCUCCUCCCAGAAGAGCUUCAAGAGCUAA